This is a messenger RNA of Mesorhabditis spiculigera, 504 nucleotides long. NCBI's taxonomy places the organism in Eukaryota, Metazoa, Nematoda, Chromadorea, Rhabditida, Rhabditidae. The record is from the annotation of a GenBank genome assembly.
AUGUGUGACGAGGUGACAGAUCGCAUGUUUUUCUACGCGACCAUCGGCAUUUUAUUCUGUUAUACACUGUUGUUGAUCGGAUUCUUUAUGGGGUGGUGUACGCUGAUACCUUCUAAAUUCCACUCUCAAAAGGAAUUGCCUUUUGCCUCUAUUAGAUCGCCACGAAGAAAUACACGACUCUCCGGGAUUGAGUCAAUUUCAUCAAGCACUUCCCUAGAGAUUGUUAGAGGACUUACACAAGAACGAUCUGCAAUGCAAAAGAAGUGUUCCCUCCCAGUACCACUUCGUGAAAAUCGUUUAAUUGAUGAUUAUCUACAUCCAAAAUAUUCCCUGCCUCCACGAAAUAUUGAUGUCCUGCAACGAACCUGGGAGUACGACGCAUUCCUCCGGGUUCCGGCCAAACCCAGCCGCUCCGAGUCGAUCCCGUGCGAAGCGCGCAUCGAGCGGCUGCGCCAAAAAGUGUCCGAGUGCCGGAUACAGAUUGAUGAACAUUCGGUGUUAAUU